Messenger RNA from Thermothielavioides terrestris NRRL 8126, 902 nucleotides. RefSeq lists its product as uncharacterized. Gene Ontology annotation, molecular function: medium-chain fatty acid-CoA ligase activity. Bases 170 to 730 code for a protein of 186 amino acids. NCBI's taxonomy places the organism in Eukaryota, Fungi, Ascomycota, Sordariomycetes, Sordariales, Chaetomiaceae. The transcript has a single exon. Gene Ontology annotation, biological process: fatty acid metabolic process. The record is from RefSeq and is a predicted model, not a curated record.
CGCGUCGUCCCCAACAAGUCCAUUUGGGUUCGCUCCCUCCAUACCGUAAAGACUCCUCCCUCCUAGUGUUUCUCCCAUCCUGUCUUCUCGCUCUCCGUCUUUCUGGCCCUAUUCCCACAUCCUCUCUCGCUCGGGCAACCAGGACGGAGAGUCUGAUCCAACAUCCAAGAUGGCUAACGAGCACCACGCACGCGUUGCCAAGUGGCAAGGCGACCUGCUGCCGAACAUAAUUGACCGGCUGGCCCGCGACCUGCCGGAUGCCGUGUACGGCGAGUGGCCGGUGCUUCCCACGUCCUACGACGCCGGCUUCUACACCGUCACGUACGCGCAGCUAGCCAACGCCGUCAACGGCUUGGCCUGGUGGCUCAUAGACCGGGUCGGCCGCCCCUCGGUCCCGACAGCCGACACGGAGGUGCUCGCGUACAUGGGGCCGAACGACGUCCGCCUGACUGCGCUGAUGUUCGCCGCCGCCAAGACGGGAUAUGUGGUGUUCCUCCCGUCGCCACGCAACAGCGCGGCGGCGCACCAGGCCCUCUUCGAAACCCUCCGGUGCCGCCUUCUUGCUACCCCGGACCCGGUGCCGGCUCCCGCCGUCGCGGCCUUGGAAGUUGUCAAGCCCCGUCAUCUAGCCGUGCCGGGCGUCGAGGAGCUGCUCCAUAAGGACUACCCGCCCUAUGUGAGUGACAAGGUGUUUGAAAAAGCCCGCUGGGAUCCGCUUGUUAUCGUGUGAGUCCUUCCUCAUUCACCUGGUCCUCGCGCCCUGGCCGUGGAGUCUAAAUAAACGUGGCACCAGACAUACUUCAGAGUCCACGGGUAUUCCGAAACCCUUGAUCUGGACCCACGAGACGGUGGCACGCCAGCAAAACACCUCCGUCCUCGCCGCUCCGGAGGCGAUGCUUUCG